Molecule: messenger RNA, 678 nt
Organism: Diaporthe amygdali
Lineage: Eukaryota; Fungi; Ascomycota; Sordariomycetes; Diaporthales; Diaporthaceae
Exons: 2
Coding region: 1-678 (225 amino acids)
Biological process (GO): nucleolar large rRNA transcription by RNA polymerase I
Cellular component (GO): RNA polymerase I upstream activating factor complex
Molecular function (GO): RNA polymerase I cis-regulatory region sequence-specific DNA binding
Source: RefSeq, a predicted model, not a curated record
AUGACAUCUCAGAACCGCCAGAGAGGAACCUACGUCUAUGGCGAGGACGCCACCGAGGCGCUCUCCACGGACUACGAAGCGGCAAAGCAGAGACAUGCCACUUUGUACGAUGCAGUCGCAGGUCGAGUGUCACUCAAAUUCUCAAAAAAUGAUGCCACCGGUGGCAGCCACAAAACUGCCUCUGGGCAACACCAUCUCGGCGACCCAGUCUUGACUCCCGAGGAAGUUCUAUUCUCCCGCAAGCGUGCUCCCCAGCGAUAUGCCGAGAAAGAUAUCUAUUUUGCAAACGAGUCCCUGCCCGAUGGCGGUCGCAACAUCCUCCCCGACAGCGACAUGGUCAAGGCCGUACACGGCUACGCGAGUCAUUUCUACGAGGCGCUAGGUCACCGGCGUGCAGGGGAGCCACGAGGGUAUAUUGGCCGGGUCAACGAACGAAGCAUGGAUGAGACGGCGAUCCUCGCAUUUGGAAUCCUUCUCGAAGAGGCCGCCUGCGAGUCCCUGGGCAAGGAAGGCGACCUGGUGUUCACCGAGGGUGUCGAGGACGGUGAGGACAGCCGAGGCAAACGGAAAGCGGCCAAACCUCCUGCGUCGCAGACUCCUGUUGGAUUCGAGGGCGAGGAAGCCUUCUGGAGGAGACCGUACUCGAGGAGUAGGAAGGUCAAGGACGAGAGAGAAUAG